Sugiyamaella lignohabitans is the source of this 3786-nucleotide messenger RNA. RefSeq names its product DEAH-box ATP-dependent RNA helicase PRP22 (gene PRP22). Gene Ontology annotation, molecular function: RNA binding; ATP binding. Gene Ontology annotation, biological process: spliceosomal complex disassembly. The record is from RefSeq and is a predicted model, not a curated record. Bases 1 to 3786 code for a protein of 1261 amino acids. Gene Ontology annotation, cellular component: intracellular anatomical structure; catalytic step 2 spliceosome. The transcript has a single exon. Lineage: Eukaryota; Fungi; Ascomycota; Dipodascomycetes; Dipodascales; Trichomonascaceae.
AUGGAUGAAAUAGAAAAGCUUGAGAUCCUAUCACUGGUAUCGAGACUGACAACCGAACUGAGUAAUUAUGUUGGUGUAGCAGAUAAGAGCCUGGCGGAGUUCAUUCUCCACCUCCAUAGCGAGAGCCAUAAAGAAACGCAAGCCGGACUUAAAGAUUCAGAAAUAGGUGAAGACGAUGUUGUGAAUGUGCGAAUAGCGAACUUCAAGGCCAAACUGGAUGAAAAUGGAGCCAGCUUUCCUGAUACUUUUAUAGAGCAUAUGGAUCAUUUGAUUGCUAGCAUGCAUCCCGAGUUCAGAAAGGCAGCCAAGUCAAACUCACGUAAUGGAGAUGCUAAUGGAACUUCCAGUGGCAAUAGCAGCACUAAGAAUGAUUACGAUGGACAAUCCCACAGAUCAGCACAAGAAAAAGAGAAAAUAUUCCGAGGUCUGGCUAUUCCUGACAGACCUUUAGGACCCAGUGGCGGCCAACGAGAGAGAAGUAGAAGUCGAAGCAGGAGCAGAAGCAGAAGCAGAAGUCCGAAUAAUACAUACAAUUACACCAGAGAAAGCACGUACGACCAUCAUCAACAACGCCACAAUCGCUUCGACGACCGCUAUGACCGUCGUCGGAACGACCACGACGACUAUGACAGGGACUACGGCCGAGACCGCGAUCGUGGACGUAAACGGUACCGAUCACGAUCUCGCUCGCCGUCUCGAUCCCGCUCACUGCUUCGAGACCCUGUCGUAGGAGACAUCUACGAUGCCCGCAUCGCCAACAUCACCAACUACGGCGCAUUUGCGACCCUCCAAGGAUUCGAAACCAAACGAGACGGUAAGUCUGAACCUCGGGGGUGUGGACAUGCCUCCGGCGGCUGGGGCUGCGCCCCAGACCCCGCUGCUCCUCUCGCUUCGCUCGAGUCGUUGCGUACACGGUCCCAGCCAUCUCCUGCGAAGCAGGAGCUACGGGGUCUGGGGCGGAGCCCCAGCCGCCGGAGGCAGAAUGCACGUGAGAUUGGAACUAACAGAGCAGGUCUGAUUCAUAUUUCGGCGAUGAGAAGUGGCCCGAGAAUUGAGCACCCGUCGGAUGUAGUGAGACGGGGACAGCUGGUGAAGGUGAAGUUGAUGAAGAUCGAGAAUGGAAAGCUGGAUCUGUCGAUGAAAGCGGUGGAUCAGGAGACUGGGUUGGAGAUCCUGGAUGCCAGGGCGACUGGUGCUAAUGGCACGGGUCUUGGUAGGGACGCUGGAGAUGGUGAGGUGGCGGCGAAUGUCGGUAAAAGGAGGAGGAAACGACUGACUUCGCCAGAGAGAUGGGAGAUACGGCAGCUGAUUGCGAGUGGUGCGGUGUCAGCAGCUGAUUAUCCCGACCUUCAGGAGGAUAUUGACGAUUUCACGAACACGACAGAGGAUUUGGAACCGGAGAUUGAUGUGGAUAUCGAGGUGCGAGAGGAGGAACCGCCGUUUUUGGCGGGUCAGACGAGACAGAGUCUGGAACUGAGUCCUAUCAGGGUAGUCAAAGCGCCAGAUGGGUCGCUGAAUAGAGCAGCUAUGACGGGUGCUGAACUCGCAAAGGAGAGGAGAGAGGCGAGACAGCUGGAACAGCGACAGGCCGAGCUGCGACUCAAGGAGGCGAAGAAACAAAGCCAUGGCGAGUCGAGCGACCCAUUCGCCGCAAGAGCUGCUAUGUCUGCUGCUGCUGCUGGUGAUGCUGCUGCUGCUACAAAUAAUGAGCUGGCGUCACUGAUAGCGGCACAAGAGUGGAAGAAGGCCAACAAAAAUGCGACUUAUGGCAAACGGGUUACCAUGAGCAUUGCCGAACAGCGAAGGUCUCUUCCUGUGUAUGGACUUCGUCAACAGUUGGUUCAGGCGGUGGCUGACAAUCAGAUUCUAAUUAUUGUUGGUGAUACAGGUUCAGGAAAAACCACCCAAAUCACUCAGUACUUGUAUGAGGAAGGGUUUGCCGACCAUGGAAAGAUCGGUUGUACACAGCCAAGACGUGUGGCUGCAUUGUCAGUUGCGAAGAGAGUAGCUGAGGAAGUUGGAUGUAAAGUUGGUGAUGAAGUUGGUUAUAACAUUCGAUUUGAGGAUUGCACCAGCAGUAGGACGAAAAUCAAAUAUAUGACAGAUGGUAUGCUACAAAGAGAAGCUCUACUAGAUCCAGAUAUGUCGCAGUACUCAGUGAUUAUGCUUGAUGAGGCCCACGAAAGAACUAUAGCUACAGAUGUGUUGUUUGCCCUGCUGAAAAAGGCUGCUCGUCGCCGACCCGAUUUAAAACUGAUUAUCACAUCAGCAACUUUGGACGCAGAAAAGUUUUCCGAGUACUUUUUUGAAUGUCCUAUUUUAUUUAUUCCUGGAAGAACAUUUCCAGUUGAUAUCAUGUAUACUAAAGAGCCCGAGUUCGACUAUCUCGAGGCGUCGCUUAUGACGGUGUUACAAAUCCAUUUAUCAGAACCGGCGGGAGAUAUCCUGGUGUUUUUAACUGGUCAAGAUGAAAUCGACACUGCUUGUGAAACUCUUUAUGAAAGAAUGAAAAGUCUGGGUGAUGGUAUUCCCGAGCUGAUUAUUCUCCCAGUAUAUUCAGCUCUACCAAGUGAAAUGCAGAGUCGUAUUUUCGAGCCUGCCCCCAAAGGAGCUAGAAAAGUAGUCAUUGCUACUAAUAUUGCCGAAACAUCUAUUACUAUCGACGGUAUUUACUAUGUAGUGGAUCCUGGGUUUGUCAAAGUCAAUGCUUAUGAUCCUAAACUCGGUAUGGACUCGCUGGUGAUAUCUCCCAUCAGUCAGGCUCAAGCCAAUCAACGGUCAGGUCGUGCUGGUCGUACUGGACCUGGUAAAUGCUACCGUCUGUAUACGGAAUCAGCCUUUCAAAAUGAGAUGCUACCGAACACAAUUCCAGAGAUUCAACGACAGAACUUGUCCAAUACAAUUCUCAUGCUCAAAGCUAUGGGUAUAAACGACCUGUUACAUUUCGAUUUUAUGGACCCACCACCGUCUAAUACAAUGUUGACGGCCUUGGAAGAGUUGUAUCAAUUAUCAGCACUUGAUAGCGAAGGAUUAUUAACAAGACUAGGAAGGAAAAUGGCCGACUUCCCUAUGGAACCAGCCAUGGCCAAGGUCCUAAUUGCGUCUGUAGAAGGAGGAUGUGCUGAAGAAGUGCUUACAAUUGUAGCCAUGUUAUCAAUGCAGACAAUUUUCUAUCGACCACGAGAGAAAAAAGAACAAGCUGACCAGAAACGAAUGAAGUUUAACGAUCCUACUGGCGACCACCUGACUCUUUUGAAUGUAUACAAUUCGUGGAAACGCAACGGGCAGUCAAAAGCGUGGUGUAUUGAAAAUUUCAUUCAAGAACGAACGAUGCGACGAGCUCAAGACGUCCGUACACAGUUGUUAUCGAUUAUGAAGAAGUACCGUCACCGGAUCGAGAGUUGUGGUGACAAUGUCGAUAAAGUGCGACGAGUUCUCUGUAGCGGAUAUUUCCGCAACGCAGCACGAAAAGAUCCGCAAGAAGGAUACAAAACACUUGUGGAACAAACACCCGUGUCACUUCAUCCGUCCUCAGCACUGUUUGGAAAACACGCCGAGUACGUUAUCUACCACACACUUCUUCUCACCACCAAAGAGUACAUGCAAUGUGUGACAACUAUCGACCCCAAAUGGCUCGUCGAAGCAGCACCCACCUUCUUCAAAGUGGCCGACCCACACAAUCUCAGCAAACGCAAACGCAACGAGAAAAUCGAGCCCCUCUUCGACCGGUUCGCGGCAGACAAAAACGACUGGCGCAUCAGCGCUCAAAAAAAGGCAUAUAACUAA